UCUGGGCAGAGGGACGGGUGGGGGAGGAUCGAGAGCCGGGCCGUCCAGCGUACCUGAAACGAACGGGAUUUUAGCGAGUAAGGAACCUCGUCGGGCUUUUAAUUUGGAGGCUGAAGCAUAUGGGAUAAUGCCAGUCAGAGAAGAGGUGGAGCGGGCGGUGGCGGCGCUAGACGGCGCGCGCGCCCAGCUGAAGGAGACGGACGGACCGGCGGCCGACCCCCAGCUGGGCGCCCAGCUGGCCCGCAUCUCCGAUCUCCUCGCCGACCCCAUGCUCGGCCGCAUGCUCAAGAUACAGGAGUCGCUGUCGCGGCUGCGGGGCCAGCUACUGGCGCACCCGUCGCUGGUGCCGGACGACUUCGACAUCGUGCCGGAGACGGGCGAGCUGGUGGUGCGGUUGUCGCCGCUGGUCGGCCGGCCGGCCAGCGGCGGCGAGCCGCGGCCGCCGCUCACCGACGGCGCCGAGCGCCACCUGCAGCCCGACUCCGACCCCGAGCCCGACCAGGAGCCUGACCAGGAGCCCGACCAGGACCGACACCAGGAGCCGGAGGAGGGGCGGGAGCGGGGGCUGGACCGGGACGACAGUGUCGAGGGACGGCCGGCUGAGGGAGGGUGACCAGAUCCUGGCCAUUGAUGGCCAGCCGCUGGAUGCCAACGUCUCGCACCCGCAGGCCAUCAGCAUCUUGCAGCAGGCCAGAGGGCUGGUGAACCUGGUGGUGGCGCGGGCGCCGGAGGAGAGCCUCGACACGAGCCCACCGGCAGUGCGGCGCACCGACAGCCCUCACCAACAGGAGAUGGUGCUGAACACGGAGUGGGCCCAGGUGGAGGUUAUCGACCUGGUCAACGACGGCACCGGCCUUGGCUUCGGCAUCAUCGGCGGCAGGAGCACCGGUGUCGUGGUCAAGACGAUCCUGCCCAGUGGCGUGGCCGAUAGGGAUGGCCGGCUGCAGAGCGGGGACCACAUCCUGCAGAUCGGAGAGCACAAUCUGCGUGGCAUGGAGUCGGUCCAGGUGGCGCAGGUGUUGCGCACCGCCGGCACGCAGGUGCGCCUGAUCGUGGCCCGCUCGGUGGAGACGAGCAGCCCUGAGUUCCAGGUGGCCAACUCGCUAAUCACGCGGGCACCAAUUCUACCGACGCGGCUUCUGGCCGACCCUGACGAACUGGACCACCAGCUGCACCUGCUGCAGGCGGGCUUGCCUGAGCCGCUGCCGAACGGCCUGCUGCUGCCGGACUGCGCCGACGGGGUGGUGCCGCGCGGCCUCGGUUCGCCCGGCCAGCUGAGUCCGUCCGGCUCGCUGGGCGGUCCGGCCCGCUCGCCGUCGCCGCUCCGUCUGCUGGCCGACACGGAGACGUGCGAAGUGGAGCUGGUGAAGGACGCCGCCGGCCUGGGCGUCACCAUCGCCGGCUACGUCUGCGAACGCGAGGAGCUGAGCGGCAUCUUCAUCAAGUCGGUGAACCCGGGCAGCGCGGCGGACCUCAGCGGCCGCAUCGCCGUCAACGACCAGAUCAUCGAGGUGGAUAACGUGCCGCUGAAGGGAUAUACGAAUCACGAGGCCGUGGAGCUUCUGAAAAACACUGCACAGGUGGUGCGGCUGAAGCUGGCGCGCUACGUCAGCGGCCCCAAGUACGACCAGCUAAAGCAGGCCAUCGCCAGGACGGAGACGAGCACGGCGAGCGAGCUGGCCGGCCGCGGCGCGGCGCGCGGACAGCAGUCCUGGUCUCCGUCCGGCGCGGACGGCUCGGCGGCGGAGGCCAGCGCCGGGGGCUCGGGUGACGCGACCCACUGGCAGGCCGGCGACGGCCAGGCGCCCGCCCAGUCCGGCUCCGAGGGCGCGGGCCCGCUGCCGGCCGACCUGGAGCAGGCCAUCUGUCGGCGCUGGACCGACUUCCUCGGAGACGGCUACGACAUUGUGGUGGCGCAGAUCAGCAAGUUCCAACCGGGCGGCGGCCUGGGCCUCAGCCUGGAGGGCACCGUCGACGUUGAGGACGGGCACGAGGUGCGGCCGCGCCACUACAUCCGUUCCAUCCUGGCGGACGGGCCGGUGGGCCGCAGCGGCAGGCUCCGCAGCGGCGACGAGCUGCUCGAGGUGAAUGGCCGGCCGCUGCUCAGUAUGAACCACAUCGAGGUGGUGAACGUGCUGAAGGAGCUGCCGACGGACGUGCGGCUGGUGUGCGCACGCAGCUGGGACCCGCCGCCUGCCGAGGCGGACGAGCUGGGACCGACGCCGCUCGGUCGACCGUCGGCCAUUGGUCGGCUGGCCGGCCUCUCCGAGCUGGGACUGGGCCCAGACCGGCUGCUCAAGGCCAAGUCGGACAGCUCACUGGCCUCCAGCGGCACGUCUGUGACGGACACAAGCCUGUCUCGGCUGCGCUCGCGCAGCAUGGAGCCGCUCUCCGGACUGGCCAUGUGGUCCAGUCAGCCGCUGGUCGUCACGCUGGAGAAGGGCGAGCGCGGCCUGGGCUUCUCCAUUCUUGACUACCAGGACCCGAUGAACCCGAACGAGACGGUGAUAGUGAUCCGGUCGCUGGUGCCGGGCGGCGCCGCCCAGCUGGACGGCCGCCUCAUCCCCGGCGACCGGCUCAUGUCCGUUAACGACGUGCGGCUGGAGAACGCCUCACUGGACCAGGCGGUGCAGGCGCUGAAGGGCGCGCCGGCCGGGCCCGUGCGUCUGGGCGUGGCCAAGCCGCUGCCGCUGGCCGCCGACGCCGGCAGCAGCCAGGUGAGUGCCGGCACCCAGCUGGGCCGUCACGUGCUCAAGGCGGAGAGCUUCUGAACCAGCCGGCAGCCGCGGCACGGCUCCGGACGACGAGCAGCGGAGGCGGCCGCCGCGCCCGGCCCACGGCGCCCCGUGACCACCAGUCUGCUGUGCUUUAAUUUGGGCGUGAAUACUGGAGACUAGUCAUGCAGAUCUUGUCGCUCAAGAAGGAUCAUUCGAGUGCCUAGUAAUCGUAGUGUGAGUAUGUUAUUUUUAACAGGCUUUGAUAUUCCGAGCGCUCGGUUUGACUUGUGUGAGGUAGAAGGUCGUUAUUGAUCGUGUUAUUGUUACGGUUGAUAUGAUAUUGAGUGUGAUUUGCGUGGCCGACUUCUCUGCGGCUUUUCUACCGCGUUUAACCCGCUCAGGUGUGUACAACUAACUGGCGUAUGGCUCCGCUCAGCGCCGGAGCCGGCCGGUCGGGUUUGACGAUGACCCGGCGCGCAUAGUCUGGUCCGGCGUGCCCACCACCGGGCGCGCCGUGUAGAGCAUAACCACGGAACUAACCCGGUGUGAGCGUGACCUCCAGCACAGCGGCACCUGCCGACUAUCUGGCGAAGGGGCUGGCGACUUUCUCGCACCGUUUUCCACACCGCGGUCACCCCUGAGCACGGGACACCGCGUGUACAGCUACGCGUCUCUUCACGCACCACUGAGCUCACGCACAUUCGGUGGCUCGGAGGCCCUUACCACUCUCACUGGCUAGCGAGGUUUGCGGGAACCCGGUCUUAGCCCCCCCCCCCCCCCCCACUGCAUGGACAAGCAGACGUGCAUACGCCUGAGUGUGAGCAUGCGCACGAUGGCCUGUCCGGCUUGUCUCCGAGCCGAGCUCUCCGUCCAGGCAGCCCCCUGUCUCCCUGCUGCUGAGGCCUGCUCGCGCCCUUCGCAUGGAAGCCUGCGUGUCUGUCUACCCACACCACCCGCUCGCGGCCUUAGAUCGCCUGUUUCGACUAGUCAUGUACCCGAGCAUAACAAACGCGCUAGAGCCGGCGUGCCAUUGUUGACUGAGUGGGCCGGUCGGCGGCUGCCUCGCUCCGUUGGGGUUGGCCGGUCGGCCGGCUCGUGGUCUGGCAGGGCGCGCGGAGGCGACCGCCAGUUCUGUGGGCUGCGCUCCUCGUUACCGAUGGGCAUGUUUCCGUACGCUGUGGUGUGCACGGCGGCCUGGUGCGCGCUGCGCUCCGUGUGAUGCGUGUCAGACUUAAAUAAACAAACCGAGUUUUAGACGC
Pollicipes pollicipes is the source of this 3976-nucleotide messenger RNA. RefSeq names its product patj homolog. NCBI's taxonomy places the organism in Eukaryota, Metazoa, Arthropoda, Thecostraca, Pollicipedomorpha, Pollicipedidae. Gene Ontology annotation, molecular function: protein binding. The record is from RefSeq and is a predicted model, not a curated record.